AUCUAUCUGCGCCGCGAAGCAGGGAAGGCGAUGGCGGUGUCUCAACCAAGACAAGAGAAGGAGAGCGAGGAUUGCUCUUUGCUGCCUUUAGUUCAUGAAAUUAUCAAAUGCAUGGACAAGGACAGCCAGGAUGUCCACCAGGAGCUGACUAAGCUGAAGGCAAAGAUCCAGGAGGCUCGGGAGCAGAUCUCCAACAUGCCGGGGGUAGACAGCAGUCCGCUGGAGCAGCAGCAGCAGCUCGCUACCCUGCAGGAGCAGGUCCGCACCAAGAACCAGCUGCUGCAGAAAUACAAGAGUCUGUGCAUGUUUGACGUGCCUAAAGCUUCAUGAAAACCGAAGCCUGGAUUACUCAAGACAGUCGAGUUAUAAAAGAGAAGGAACGUUUUGUUUUCAUCCUCAUCUGUGCAGCUGAUGUGGCGUUCAAGGACACGGGGUGGAUAUUUAAAGGAACAUGGGCUUCUUCUUUCUCCAUUUCAUCACAAUGUCAAACGUUUUUGUAUUUAAACACUGUCCUGUGUUUGCCUUCUGAGAAUGCAAUCUUAGUUUUUAGUAUUUGUUUGUUUAGCUACUCAUUUCUGGUGAUAUCUUGCAAUGUUUUGUAUUAAAACAAUUAACUUUG
Pseudoliparis swirei is the source of this 619-nucleotide messenger RNA. It is a transcript of the gene med9, whose product is annotated as mediator complex subunit 9. The transcript has 2 exons. Gene Ontology annotation, cellular component: mediator complex. Gene Ontology annotation, biological process: regulation of transcription by RNA polymerase II. Bases 31 to 330 code for a protein of 99 amino acids. The record is from RefSeq and is a predicted model, not a curated record. Gene Ontology annotation, molecular function: transcription coregulator activity. Lineage: Eukaryota; Metazoa; Chordata; Actinopteri; Perciformes; Liparidae.